UUCCAUGCUAAUUAAGCAACAUCCUCUUACUUAUAUCUGUAUAUAUUACAUUUUCACCGUAGAAGAAACACCAUUAACAUCAAUUGAUUCAAGUUUAUAGCUCUUACAAAGAGAAAAAAAAUGAAGAAAGCUACGGCAUUGAUGAAACAGAUCGUUGCGUUGUUGAGCUCCAUGGCAAAAGCUAAAUCUAUAGCCAUAAAGGACAAAACAAGUGCCUUCAAAACACGACUCCUCAUGUUGUCCCUCGUCAAACACAAGAAGCUCGGGUUCCGUUCACUUUCCAACAAGAUCCACAACCUCCUAGGGCAUGCAGAUCAAGACCACGACCAAGACGAAUGUAAGGCUAUAGUCCUCUACAAUAGCGGGGAAUCUACAGUGGCUCAUCAUGAGAGUUACGACGUACAAGAGGAGGAGAACGACAAGUAUCCUGAUCUGAGGCACACGUUGUUUGAAGGAGAUGAGGAUUUUGAGGACUUGGAGGAAGGUCAAGGAAGUUCUGUGAUAGAUAUGGUGAGAAACUCUAAGGAGGAAGAAGGAGAGAGUUUCAAGCUAGAAGAUGAGAUCGACCAUGUCGCAGAUCUCUUCAUUUCAAGGUUUCAUAAGCAGAUGAAGCUUCAAAAACUCUUGUCCUUCAAGAGGUAUCAAGAAAUGCUAGCCCGAGGCACCUAAAUUCAUAUCCAUAUUUAUACUGCUGGCGAUAGAUAUGAAGGAUAGAUUCAUAUUUAUGAUCUUUGCAAACGUAACGUUCAUAUUUUGUGUUGUCGAUCACAAAUCCUUCGAGCCUCUUAUUUUCUAGGAUCAUAUAUUAUGAUCACCUCAAUGUGUCCUCAUUAUCAAC
This is a messenger RNA of Eutrema salsugineum, 838 nucleotides long. RefSeq lists its product as uncharacterized. The record is from RefSeq and is a predicted model, not a curated record. Lineage: Eukaryota; Viridiplantae; Streptophyta; Magnoliopsida; Brassicales; Brassicaceae. The transcript has a single exon. Bases 121 to 669 code for a protein of 182 amino acids.